AUGGCGACAUUCCACGACCGAGCAACUUCUGCGACUCCCACGCAAUACCGUGUUUUUGGCGAUAGCAAGCGCUCUUCAUCCAGUGCCGAUGACGAAUCUGCUGACGGGAGCUGGCACGAUGCCGUCUCUGCUACCGCUUCGCGACACGCCGGCCCUUCGUCGUCAGGCACCCAAGCCUCACUCAGCGCAAAGAGUGCCUCGUUAACCCCAUCCAACGUUACGCAGGGGAGCUUCAGUUCAGACCUUAGACAUUCAAGUAUAUCAAGGAAUGCGACCCCACGCCCUCCAGAAUCGGUUAGCCAUGUCCGGGGAAAUGGUGCAGGCGAUAGUGUUGAAGCUGCUACCACGGAGCAACGGCAGGCCAUCAUCCGUGAGCAGAUCGAGAAAGAAAUAAAGAUAAAGACUGGAACGGAAAACAUGCUAGAAGCUUUGCUAGCAAAAAAUAUGAAGCAGACAAAGGAGCAGCGCUUAAGGGUGGAGUCGGAGCUCAGCUCCUCUCAUCGGAAAAUAGCACAGCUUCAGAAUGAACUAGAGGAGGAAUUGAUGCGGGCUCAGAUGACGCCCAUAGAAGCCCCGGAGGCUAGGAGACUAUCUACCUUUUUCAAUGCAGGCUCGGGCCGGUCUCCGUCGAGAGCAACUACACAUGCAACUGGUGAAAGCUUUGAGGGCGAAGAUAGCGAGUCGGAAUCACCAACAGUGGUACUCUCUGAGACGCUGCAGGAACUAGAAGCCGAGGGCAUGUCACCAGAUUAUUAUGUCGAUCGAGCGAAUAACCUAGUCGAUUUGUUCAAACGAUACCCUACACUGAAAUAUGAUCUGGAAUGGUCGGUGUUUGGCCUUAGGGUGCAAGUUAUGUUGCUGAGUGAGAGCCGUGACGUUGUAGCGGCCGGUUACAGAUUAACACGACACGCAAUUGCAGACAGGAAGUCCAUCCAGGUGAUCAGAGCUCUUCAUACAGAUGAACUAGUAAUGCUCUCCCUUGUCAAAGAAUCUAAAGCCAGCAUGGAACGUGAACAGGCCCUUAAAUUCGUUCGCGCAUUCUUAGAUGUUAAAGAUGGCGUUCGGGAGCUCUCACGCUCAGUGGUACGGACGCUCGUAUCAAUUGCAGAGCAUCGAGACGACCGCCUGCGUAAUAUCUGCAUAAUGACAAUUGCAGAACUCCUCGUCAAAGAUCCGGCCCUGUUAUUCUCCGCUGGUGGUAUCGGUACCUUAAACGACGUGCUGGGUGAAGGUACAUUUGGCGCAUCUGAGAGCUUGGCUGCCGGCUUUGUUCAUGUCUUGGAUACCCCAAAAAGCAGGAAAUACCUUCGAGCAGGGUGUGAACUGAACUCUGUUUUCGCGAACUUCACCGAGACUGUUCCAGACAGUGAUCGGCAUCUAAAAUUGAAGUUCUCCGCAAAAGCUAUAUCCGCAAUGCUUAAAACAUGGCCUGGUAUACUAACACUUGCCCAAAACCCAGAGAGACCUCUCCAGUCAUUACUCCUUUCCCUGCAAUUCCCAGAUCCCCAGUCCAGGGAUCUCAUCCUAGAACUUUUGUUUGAUGCUCUCCGUAUCAAACCACCAUCAUGGUCAUCGUCAUUCCUUGCUGGGAGACGGCUCACAACAUAUGGUCGAGUAGCCAACAUGAAAUCUGAGCAAGAAAAGAAGCAUUCGCGCACCGUUUAUGAAGAUGAGGAUAACCCCUUUGACUUAACAGCGCACUUCUCUGGGCUCAUACUAGCGCUAUUGGUGGAGGCAGGAUUGAUCAAUGUGUUAUCUGAUUUGAUUGAAGAUGAAUCCGAUCUUGCUCUGAAGCGGAAAACAACUCUACUCCUGGUAGAGGUGCUAAGGCGUGCCCAACGCAGUUUACCCUCUUCUAUGUGUUCCAAUCUUCACCUUCUCCCCAGCCUUCUCCCAUCAUCAUCACUUAAGGCAAAAUCAGACAACCAACAUCUUUCGACAUCAACUAUAUACCAGAUGGAGAGCAUAAGCCGGACAAUGAUGCGGUCUGAUGAUAUUUCGGAUGUAAGUGGCAGGUAUUCCAUCAGCACCGAGAUACCGAACUCGCUGGCUCCAGGAGAGCAAAGUAAAUCCAAACUCAGUUCCACUAUGGAUGAAGCGCAGUUCCGUACUGCCAUCUUAGACACCAACGUUCUCAGUUCUGUGAACUUUAUGAAGUGGAAAUGGGACCUUAUCCUAAACAUCAUCGAAGGGCCUCUUACAAACCCGAAACGUUUGGACGAAGCCAUCAAAGGCUCCAAGUUCAUAAAACGACUAGUUGGUUUCUAUCGGCCAUUUAAAUAUCGAUUUUCAAUGGUCCGCAACACAAAGCCCAAUCGACGGUACAUCCGAACCGGUUGUGCCUUGAUGCGCUGUCUUGUGCAAAGCCCAGAAGGAUCGAAAUACCUAGCUCAGAACAAACUUCUACGUCAGAUAGCGGAGUGCUUGGCUCAGGUCGACCGAAUGAGUGGACUCACUUCUUUGUCACCAUUGUUUUCCCGAGAGCAGAUGGCUGAUACUCUUAGUGGCGGAUACUUUGCCCUACUGGGAACUCUAAGUAGUGAACCUAACGGCAUACAGAUGAUGGAAAGAUGGCAUAUGCUUAACAUGUUUUAUCACAUAGUUGAAUUAGCGGACCGGAAUGACCUUAUCCAAACACUUCUCGGAAACAUGGACUUCACACAUGAAAGCCAUUUACGAGUAAUUCUGUCAAAAGCUCUCACAACAGGGUCAAAGGAUAUCCGCAUCUUCUCUACAAAGCUGCUACGGAAAUAUGUCAUUGGCAAGGUGUUGCAAGGAUCACCCGUUGAGUGGGUAAUUGAACUUCUGGUGACGCAGCUAUAUGAUCCGGAUGUCACUGUCUGUCAGGUUGCCGUCAAAAUCCUGGAAGAGGCGUGUAACCAGAGGGAUUACCUCGAGUAUGUUGUCAAAUGCCGUCCAUCAUUAGAUCAUCUAGGUGAAAUCGGCGCGCCAUUGCUACUCCGUUUCCUAUCUACAUCGGUUGGCUAUCACUAUCUUGAUGGCCUCGACUAUAUUACCCAGGAGAUGGACGACUGGUUUCUAGGAAGAAACGAUGCAUAUGUCGGGCUUGUGGAGGCCUCGCUGUCUCGCGCAUACAUUGACCAACCACGUCGAAACAGCUUAGCGCUAAACGAUAUAGUCGAGAUGCAGGACAUUGGCCUUGUCCCACCACACUUUUACCGAGAACUUGCGCGUACAGCAGAAGGGUGCAAACUUCUAGAGCAGUCCGGUCAUUUCUAUGAAUUUGCUUCAACAUUACGAGAUUUCCAAUUGGAUGAGGAAGAUGCGGAGGUUUUGCUAAAAGUAAAAGGGGCACUCUGGGCCAUUGGUAAUGUAGGGUCGAUGGAACUCAGUGCACCGUUUUUAGAGGAUACGGAUAUUGUGGAAAGGAUUGUGGAAAUAGCGGAAAAUGCAGCCGUUAUGACCAUGCGUGGAACCGCAUUCUUUGUCUUGGGGCUGGUAUCCAGGAGUCAACAUGGUCUCGAAAUGCUCAUUGAGGCAGGGUGGGAUGCAGCUGUCGACCAAAGAGGGCGCUCGUUAGGGUCGUGCAUGCCAUUGAAUCUAAGCAAGCUGUAUUCGGUUAAAUUUGAACCUUACCACGCGCGUACCGAAGAAGACAGGGCAGCUAGAAACAGGUACAAAGUUGCCUCCAAAGACCUCGAUCCACUCAAGCAAAAGAUACUUGGCCUUAUCAUCGAUAUGGGGAAUACCGUACUUGCUAAAAAGGCGGCAGCAGAUCUACAAGUCUUUAAACUGAACCGCCCCGACUGCUUUCGGCGUAUCGAUAUUUUCGAGAAGACUCUUGUUAUUCUAGAAAGCCAUCACUUCCGGCUAUCUGCCCGACGUUUUGCCUUGGAGUUGUUCGACAAAAGCGUGAUCAGGCGAAUCAUCUUCGGGGAUGACUCCGGCUCCGAUUCUGAAAUGUCGGAGUAG
This is a messenger RNA of Nannizzia gypsea CBS 118893, 3933 nucleotides long. RefSeq lists its product as hypothetical. The record is from RefSeq and is a predicted model, not a curated record. Gene Ontology annotation, biological process: TORC2 signaling. Lineage: Eukaryota; Fungi; Ascomycota; Eurotiomycetes; Onygenales; Arthrodermataceae. Gene Ontology annotation, cellular component: TORC2 complex. Bases 1 to 3933 code for a protein of 1310 amino acids. The transcript has 4 exons.